AUGUAUGAUGUGCGUAACCGGAACUCAUACACGUGCAACCCGCUUUUUCACACUCUCCAGGCGGCAGAGGCGCAGGAAUCGCUGGAGGAGGAAUCCAUGGCGGCCGUGCGCAGCAACGUGGCGGAAGAGAUCCGCUCCGCGCGCCCGGACUGCUCCCCGGACCAGGUGGCAGUGCUGGUGGACGAGGAGAUGGCAACGCUGCAGGAGAUGUGGGAGAGGGAGCUGAACGUGUUGCUGGAUAAGAUCUCGGAGGCCCAGGAGUGUCUCGACACCGUUCCAGGCAUAGACCUACCAGCCGUCUAUGCGUUCAUAGAAAAGCACACAUCAAAAGCAGCACGCACAGCGGCCUGGAAGGAGCGCUCGCACUGGAUCACCGACCCUAAGCGCGACGCUGCCAAGGCUGAGGCUCGGCGGCAAAGGGAGGCUUGGAGGAGGGCUGAGGCUCGGGCGGCGGAGCGGAAACAGAGCAAGCGGGCGGGCAAGAGAAAGCGGGGAGAAGGGGAGGAGGGAGAUGAGAGUGAGGAAGAGAGUGAGGAGGGAGAGGAGGAGGAUGAGGAUGAGGAUGAGGAGGAUGAGGAGGACUGGGUGCGGGCAGCUGAGAAAGUUUUGGCGCACACACGUCCUAUCGCAGAGACGAGUAGGGGGCUGGCGCCGGUGGGAGCGAGUGGGUACCUGGAGAAGCUGCUGCGCGAUUGCGAGGAGACAAUGGUGGGCGAGGCGACCAAGGCUGCUGCUGACGCUCUCCAAGCAGAUGUGACAACAGCGCCUGAUGCAGCAGCAGGAGCAGCAGAAGGAGUUGAUGCCGAGAGUAAGGGAGACGGUACAGCUGGGGGCGCGAGUGAGCAGCAGAAAGGGGCAGACGGGGCACCGGCAGGAGUAGGAGGUCAGCGUGCAAACGCAUUACGAGCAGCAGCAACAGCUUCUAUGCUCAAGACCUGGGACGUGUACGAUUCAGCUGUUUCCAAAGCGGCAGCAGCGUUGGAGUUGAAUGCGAAAGUGGAGGAGAUUGCAGAACCCAAGAUGACUGAUGUGAAGGAGGCUGUAGCGGUGGUGGAGGAAGGAAAGAAAGGGCUCACGUCACAGCAGAUUGCCAGCAUGGUCAAGAUAGGGGAUGGGGAUGAUGCGAAGAAGAUAAAGCAAGCGAGGAGGAGGACGUAUGAGUCAUGGCAUGUGGUGGGAGUUGUGACUCUUGCCGGAGCGGGCUCUGCAACGGCGCUGUCUGAACCUGCUGUGCGCAUCCACCCGUUCCUCUCAGAGUGCCUCAAGGACCACCAGGUGGAGGGUGUGCGGUUCAUGUGGCAGAACUGCAUUCACAGCAUGGCGCUGGUCCAAAGCGGCGAUCCCGGGUUCGGGUGCAUUCUAGCGCAUUCCAUGGGGCUAGGGAAGACACUCCAAGUGAUCUCGUUCGUGCACACUGUGCUGAACCAGUUCCACGCACAUGGGCUCCGAACGGUGCUGAUUGUCGCGCCUGUGAACGUGCUGCAUAACUGGAAGGAGGAGUUUCGGCGGUGGAUGCCAGUGGUGGGGAGCGGUGCUGCUGCGAGGGGGGGUGGAGGGGUGGGAGGAGGGAAGGGAGGUGGGGAGGGAGUGGGAGGGGUGAGGGGAGGGCCAGCGACCUGGUCGGGGCCGAAGAGCGGGCAGGAGGAGCAGAGGGAGGAGGUGGAUAUUCCGGUUUAUCUGCUUGAUGAUGCUGGCAGGACGAACGCGGAGAGGGCAAGGCAGCUGCGGCGGUGGAAGGAGGGGGGCGGCGUGAUGCUGAUUGGGUACCAGGCGUUUCGCAUGCUGUGCCUGGGCACGCACGUGCAGAAGGAGACGCUGCGACACACCUUCAGAUCAUGCCUGCAGGUAUGCUGGGAGGGUGCCUAUGGUGGUAUGUUGCGGGGGUUGCGUUAUGAGCAUGCCUUCAGCGCCUUGAGACGCCUCGAGACAUGUGCAGAAGGAGACGCUGCGACACACCUUCAGAUCAUGCCUGCAGGUAUGCUGGAAUGGGAGGUGCUUUUCAGAGGGCUCGCAGGUUUGUCGGUGGGUGGGUGUGUUGUGUGCACGCUUGUUGGGUUUGACCCGGGCCCAGACCUGCUGGUGUGUGACGAGGCGCACACGAUCAAGAACGACAAGGCAGACACGACGGUUGCCCUCAAGUGCGUGCGCACCAAGCGCCGCAUCGCUCUCACAGGCUCGCCGCUUCAGAACAACCUCACCGAAUAUUACUGCAUGGUGGACUUUGUACGCGAAGGCACUCUGGGCACCCCACACGAGUUCAAGAACAGGUUCGAGAACCCAAUCAUCAACGGCCAGCGCUCCGAUUCAGACAAAUCCGACGUGCGUCUGAUGCGGGAGCGCUCCUAUGUGCUCGCGAAUCUCCUCAAGGGCUUUGUGCAGCGCCGCUCGGCUGAUGUGGUGUCGCAUGAACUGCCCGACCGAUUCGUCUACGUGGUGGCUGAGGAAGAGGAGGCGAUACGGCAGGGCGGGUUGGGGGUGAGUGGCAAGCUCACAAUAGCGCUGGACAUCCUAAGGCAGGCAGCAGCAGUGGGCGACAAAGUGCUCUUCUUCAGCCAGUCGCUGCUCACUCUGGACCUCCUGGAACUGCUACUUGCCGACAUGCACGACCCCGUUGGUGCUGCUGGUGGUGUUGGAGCCAAGUGGACAGCAGGCGUGCACUGGUACAGAAUCGACGGGUCUGUGAGCGCCGCGCGCAGGCAGACGAUCGUGAACCGGUUCAACGAGCCGCGCAGCAACCGGCAGGCGCGGUGUGUGCUGAUCUCGACGCGUGCGGGGUCGGUGGGGAUCAACCUGGUGGCGGCUAACCGUGUCGUGCUGCUCGACGGUUCCUGGAACCCUGCCCAUGAUUUGCAAGCCAUGUUCCGUGUCUGGAGGUACGGGCAGACAAAGAAGGUGUUUGUGUACCGGCUGCUGGCAGCAGGGACCAUGGAGGAGAAGAUCUACAACCGCCAGGUGGUGAAGGAGGGGCUAGCAGCGCGAGUGGUGGACGAGCAACAGGUGGUGCGGCAUUUCACAGACCGUGACCUGGACGGGCUCUUCUCCCUUGAUGAUGAACCUUCACACGCUCCUCACACUCAUGCUCCUCACGCUCCUCCGCAUGCUUCGAGCCAAACUGGUCCGCAAGCAGAGAAGCACGCAGAGCAGCCGCAUGGGGGCGUGAAGGAGGGGGGUGCGCAGCAGCAGAAGGGCGAGAAGGAAGGAGAGGGGAAGAAGGGAGGCGCAGGGCCAAAGCACGGGCAGGGGGGUGGGAUAGGAGAGGGUAAGGAGGGGGAGAUAGCAGAUGCAAUUAUGCGGAAAAUCCUGUCGGAUCACAAAGACAGGUGGAUUGUCAGGUGGCAUGAGCACGAGCCGUUGCUCCGGGAGGUGGAGCAUGAGCUGUCCAAGGAGGAGCAGGAGACAGCGAUGAAAUCGUACUGCGAUGCCGAGGAUAAAGAGACCAUGGAGAACACGAAAAUGCUCUAUCUUGGCUGCACAUACCAGCCCGGACAGUUCAUCCUAGUCCCUCCGCUUGGUGUUCCUGGCCUUGGUACUGGUGGACUUGGUGGUGGGUUUGGUGGAGCUGCUGGUUUGGGAAAGGGCGCGAUGGGCCAGAUAGGCCAUUUUGCUCGUGUGCUCCGCCUCCUGCGCUCUAUCGCCAUGGCCGUACCGGCGCACCUUCACGCACUUCCGCCGCUUCCCCAUCCUUCCGCACUCUCUUCCCCAUCGCGCAAGUGGCGCGCGCUGGGCGUGCCGCAAUCCACUCUGCCACUUAGCCGGCGGGUGCACGACUUUCUCAGCGGUGAGCCUGCGCGUAGAUCGGGGAACACUCAUGGAGAAUGGGAUGGAUCCGCGCAGCGCGGAUUCCGGGAAGGAGGGCGACGCGCCGGCGGUAGGGAGUCAAUAGUCGCCGCGAUUGGGGCAUCGAGUGGGGGAUCAACGGCGCCGUCGCGUGGGCAAGGGAGCGGCGUCCCGCAUUCCAACCACUCGUCGAGUUCAUCCGAAUCGGACUCUGACUCUUUGCCUGCCUCCCGUCAAUCCUCCUCACUCUCCUCCUCCUCCUCCCCCGCCUCCGCAUCCGCAUCCUCCGCCAAUUCCGCCUCCGCGCGUCACCGGCUCCGCGGGCUGCGCGCCGACGACAUCCGGCACCCGCUGGACCGCCAGAAUACCGCGCUCCUGCGCGCAAUUCCCGGGCUAAACGACCUGGGCCGCGUGCUCUUAGGCCCCGUACAGGAGCAGAUUCUCGUACUGGAAAAUCUCGGUUCAGGAGUUCUCGUUUCCCCGCAGCAGCUGCCGUCCCUCCACGCGCUAAUGGAAGACGCGGCCGCCACGCUCGACAUGCCGUCGCCACCGGACCUAUACGUGCGGCAGAGCCCCGUUCCUAACGCGUACACGCUCGCGAUCAACGGUCAGAAGCCGUUCGUGGUGGUGCAUACUGCGCUACUAGACCUCCUCUCGCCGAUUGAAGUCCAAGCCGUACUCGCGCACGAGUUAGGGCACUUAAAGUGCGAGCACGGCCUCUGGCUCACCUUCGCGAAUCUCCUCGCGCUCGGCGCCGCGAGCUCCCUCCCCGGGUUCCUCGGCACGAUGCUCGCGCGCGGGCUGGAGGACCAGCUGCUGCGGUGGCUGCGCGCCGCGGAGCUGACGUGCGACCGCGCGGCGCUGGUCGUCGUGCGCGAUCCCCGCGUGGUCGUGUCCGUGUUGAUGAAGCUCGCCGGCGGAAGCACCAGCGGAGGCGGAAGCGGAUGGGGGGUGGCGCGCGCGGGGGGAGGCCCCGGGGGAAAUGACUGGGGCUGGGCGGGGAUGGGGGGAGCUAGGGCGGGAUCGUCCGUGGGUGCUGCUGGCGCAGGGGAGAUGGAGGGCGGAGGUACCAGGAGUAGCUGGUGGGCAGAAGAAUUGAGUGUUGACGCGUUUUUGGCGCAAGCGAGGUCUUAUGACGAGGCUGCUAAUAGCGGGCCUCUGGCUUGGUACCUGAGGAACGCACAGACGCGACAGCUGGCGCACCCGUUGCCUGUCCUGCGCGCUAGAGAGGUGGACAGAUGGGCCAGAAGCCCUGAAUUCAAAGUGCUGAUGGGGCGAGGCAAUGUGGCAUCAGCAGGUAUGGUAGGGGCAAGCAAGGGGACAGGCGCUGGUGGUGGCAGAACUGCUGGGAGCAGUGUGGAAGCUUCUGGGAAUGGAACGUCUGCGCCGACUGCGCGACUCGCCGCCACUCCCGCUGCCUCCGCCGCGUCUGAUGCUCCUUCCUCCGGCGCGACCCCUCUUCUACCGCUCCGCUCUGGAGCAUGCGGCCGUCCGCUCUCCCUCGUGGACACAGCGUUCUCCGCGCCUUCUCUCCGGGAAUCCGCGCAACCAUCCUCCGCUUCCGCGCGGGGACGUCGAGGCGCGGUGCUUGUUCGUGCUGAAUCGGUGGAAGGCAAAUGGACAAGAGAAGCGACGGACAAUACACAAGGGCUUGGCGCGACAGCAUCUGCGAAUUCAGAUUCCGAGGGCGAAGACGCCUCCGCUCCGCGGCUCACGGUGGCGCAGAAGCUGCAGCUGCAGAUGUCCUCCCCAACCUCGCUCCCCGACGGUACCACCAUCCCGCUCCCCAUCGGUGGGCGGCGGCGCGUGCUCUCCGCCUCGUACCCGCUCGCCGCGUGGACGCCCGCGCAGAAGCGCAACCUGGCGCGCGCAACGCUGCUCAGCAAGGUGGGGGAGCGGAACGACUCGCCGCUCUUCGCCACGAUCGGCGCGCUGGUUCUCGGUCCCCCAGUCGUCAUCCUAGCCGUCGCUUUUUUCUCCGGAUAUGUCGACUUUCUGGGCUGA
Molecule: messenger RNA, 5781 nt
Organism: Closterium sp. Yama58-4
Lineage: Eukaryota; Viridiplantae; Streptophyta; Zygnematophyceae; Desmidiales; Closteriaceae
Source: the annotation of a GenBank genome assembly